AUCGACAUCGAGCGAGCGAUCCGUACUACUCCUGACGGCCGUGCAACCGAAUUGGCGUCCCAUAACAUUCGUACCAUUAAAAAUAAAAUGACCAUGUCGGUGAGAAAAAUUUAUUAAUGACUCAAUUAAGCUGGCGAUGGGAAAAGUGACGAAAAAUAAAAUGGUAGUGAAACAUUGUCCAGAUUGUGAGAAACCGGUUCCAGUAGCAUGUAAAGAAUGUAGAUGUGGCCAUUCAUUCUUCAAUAAGAAGCUUCUACAAUCCCAUCCUGGAGGUAGUGAUGUAGCAUCAGUAGCAGGGGAAACAGGAGAAGAAGAUAGCAACGGAGUGAAAAGAAGGCGCACAGAGAGAGUAAGAAGAGAGAGACCAGACUAUUAUAGCGCCAGUGAAUUUGAAAAUCAUCUCAGAAGGAUAUCAACUUCAAAAUCAGGAGAAAAGGGGGACGACAAAUCAUCAAAGAAGAAGAAACAUAGAAGAGGUCGACCGAAAGGAUCACAAAAUAAGUCAGUCGAGGAGAUUGAGGAAGAACGAGAGCGUGAUUUAUAUUCCAACUUACCCACCGAUAAGGCCUUUGUGUAUGCUGUGGUGCUAGCUGAAAUCAAUGAAAAGAUACAGAUGCAAAGCCAAGGGUGGAAACCCCAAACUGAUCGACAUCAUAAGAAAAAAUCAAAGAAACCCUGAUCCGGAGCAUAGUGAGAACGCAACGGAUGAAAAACAUUCCUAUCAUUGUGUGCCAUUCAGGACCAGGAUAAUUUUUGUAUCAUUGUAAGCUGGAUAUGGAGAUGUGCAUUUUUUCUGUGUGAAAGGGACUGCAGAGACUUCCAAGCCGCAGUCAUCUUCAAGUGAAUUCAACGCAUUUUACUUAACAGGAAAGAUGAUGCACUGUGUUUAUGUGAUGUUAUCGCUGCUCACGAUGGAUAGUGCUAUAAAUCACCGGUGGUGAUUAGCAACAUGUCAUUCACACGUAAUCACUACUUUGAUACAUGUAGGUAAGACAAUCGACGCUCCUCAUCAACAAAGUUCUGAGCCCGGAUGCUCCUCAAUGUAUAUCCAUGGUUGUCCAUAUAUGCUACGUCACAAUGCAAAUAACGUGCUUUGCAUUGUCAGGCAUUGCAUGCGUUUAAAAGCUCUGCCCAGUUUUAGUGAUCAGUAACAUAAUUCAGACAUGAUUGCCACUUGUUAUCCAUAGCACAAACAUGUUCUUGUGUGAUAAUUGAUCACAAGUGCCAAUCAAUUACCACUGUCGAUAAAGUAGCAUUUAGUUGUGAAAGGACAGUGAUUUUUCCGUUUUAGUUCUUUACUUUUCUGUUAAAAUUUGUUGAAUUCACCUUUGCAAAAUGGAAUUCUGCUGUGUACAUUUUCUGUGUCAAAACAGAAUUUGCAUUCUAGAUCAAGUUUGAAAGGGAAUAACAGGUUUUUGUAAAUGGAAAAAGCCAAUUCUUUAAACUGAAUAUCACUUUCCCCAGUUGUGCAGUCUAUCACCAUUGCUGGCUGAUGGUACUAUCCAUUGCGAGUGGUGAUAAUGGCUGAAAGGGAGGUUUUGUCGUUAUUCCUGUUGGAUUCAGGAGCCUAGCUAUUCUUUUAUUAUGCCUACAUGAAUUAAAUAAAUAAUUCAGUAGUCAAUAGGUAAAGCUGGUUUGCUUAAUAUUAUAAGAGUAAAUAUGAAGUUGCAAUAUUGUAGAUACCUCAGCUUCUUUCUGGUCAAAGUAAUCCCUGUACCAUUUCUUACUUAUGCAAUGUCAAGUAUGAAAGGCCUGAUCUCAGAAUGAACACCAGAAAGGGGAUGUAAAGAGUUUGAUUAGGAAAGCUAAGCUAUCGUUUAGAAUUUAUGACAAAACAGACAUUGUAAUAUUAAUAAUAAUAAUAGCUGUAUUUAUAAAGCGCCUUUUGCCUGAGGAUACAAAGCGCUGCUAUUAUUACCCCGGCUGUAGCUCGAGCUACCAUCACCGGCGCUCAGUGCAUGCAAGGAAUUAAUCCUGCCGGGUACCCAUUCGCCUCACCUGGGUCGAGUGCAACACAGUGGGGAUAAAUUUCUUGCUGAAGGAAAACACGCCAUGGUUAGGAUUCGAACCCACGACCCUCUGUUUGAAAGGCGAGAGUCAGAACCACUAGACCACGACGCGCCCGCCCAGUGGUCGCCCAGUUGUAAGUAAUAUUCUAACUUUUAUGCAGUCUAAGCAUCUUUUCAUGUUGCUGCAAUCAAUGUAGUUUGGAUGCGAACUGGAAACAGUGCAUUAAAUAGGAAACUUUGAUAUAGCAGGCAAGGUGCGCGAUUCAAAAUCGGGAGUUCAGCAUCCCUCGGGCGCCCGCGUCCAACUACUCACUGGUUUGAGAAAGUUCUCAUAAUUUGCUUUCACACUGCCAAAAUACCCACGACCUUAGAAAAAUCCCUGAGAAGGUUCUCAUACUUUUGACAAGUAGCUACUACUUACUAUAGCUGGUAUUUUUUUUUUUUUUGGGGGGGGGGGAAUAUUACAAGUAUUUUGGGUUCACAUUAGCGUAGAUCAUGGCAAAUUUCUUGAUCAAAUGAUACCUGGCAUUCUCAAACUUUUAGGUGGUCUGACUCUGACUAUGCCUCGUAUCCAUGGGUGUUGAAUACAAAUAUAACGUUGUAGUGAAAAUAAACCUUUUAUGGCAUUUUGAAGUUGGCAUUAUUUCAAGAUAAAUUGUUAGGCAUGAGAAAACUCGUCAGAAAGAAAACUAAGCAGUAUGAUGAGAAUGCUUGGAGCUACAACCUGUAAGGACAUUUCAAUGUGAUGAUUAAUGUGACCAUCCAGCUCAAACCCACAAUAAAUUUAUGAAAAUUCAUUGGGGUUUUAAAACCCAACUCUUUAGGUUUAAAAUUAUUUAGAACUUGACAAAAUUGAACAACUAAAACCCAUGUAAGUUGAUUGGAGGCUGAAGAAUAUCCGUAGAACAAGAACAAACUGUGUUUGGAGUUUGGAGUUCACUCAAUUUGUGAAAGGCACAUACUUUGCAAGAUCUGUUGAAAUUAAAAAAAAAUAUAUAUAUCUUGUCUUGUGUUUGAUUAGGUUCACUUCUUCAUUUUUGACAGGAGAUCCAAAAGAAGGGAAAGGUUUAGCCAUUUGAAUUUUUAGUUUGAAGCCCAGAUUAUGAUUUUUUGUUAUUUUGGGCUGGAUGAUGACAUACAUGUAUGCAUAUAUGGUGCAGAGCAUAUUUUUGCACUUAUGCAUUUUAGUCUACUAUCAACUUCUCCAAUAUUAUGCAUGCGACUUCUCGACCAAAUCAACCACUUAAAUUUGCAAUGUUGUCCUUAUCAUCUCAGCGUAUUGUAUUAUUAUUAUAAUAUUAUUUUCAUAAGUUCAUAUUUUUUUCAUGUUAUACAAAAUAGGUAUUGACCAGCAGGGUACUUUUUGAACUGGACAUUGGACCAACUGUUGUAAAAACCAAACAGACAUUUUUUUAUGGACCAAAUGGAGAGUAGACAUAUCAAUGAUUAUCAUGUAAUGUAGAAAAAGACCAUGGUAGGAUAAGAUAAAAUUUUUGCUAUCUUAAAACCAUUUAUAUGUAUAUCAAUUGAUGAUUACAGAAAAUAGGUGUAAGUUAUUUGGUUAUUGGACCACAUGGCUUUUGAAUAAGAUGGAUUUCAAUCAAGUAGGAAAUUGUUAGGAGCCAAUAUUAUGUCUCCAUUCUGUUAUUGCACCAAUAUGUUGAAAUGUAAGAUAUGUCUCCCAAACCUCAACCUGUAAAUCACAUCACAUAAAAAGGGCAUUAAGUCAAGGAUCUUAAUAUAUUUUCAUUAAUGCAAUGUGAUCAUGUAAGAUAUCAGCAAUUUUUAAAAUCAGUAUGGGUACAGGUAGGCAGUGAUGUGGUUCAAUACCAUUUAAUGUUUUUGAACUAGUGGAGUUUGGUAUUUUAUUUUAAUGUUAGAUUAUCAGCAGCAAAAUAACGCCUACAGCACGAUAUAUCGCUGCGUCUGAAAAUUCAUUUAUAUACGUUCAUUAUGAGCUGCAAUUCUGUGAGAGCAGGGAAGGGGGCAAUGAAGAAAUGCCUUCGUCUGUGCUUUCUCAAAAAAAGCAAGCAUUUGGGUACCAACUUACGAAGUUCUGAGUUGGUUUAAAGCAAUAUAGAGCAGCAUUUUUGGCCAAUUAAAAAAUAUCAACGUCAUAAUCUACAAUAUUUUGGUUGUGUUACCGCAAUAUAUCAACAUAAUCAUAAAACCAUUAUUGAAUAUUCAAUAUUGCAUAAUUUCAAUAAUAACAGAAUAUCACCCAGCACUCUUUUGAACCUAGAAGUCAUUUUAGCCCAAUUUUGAAACUUUGAGACCACUGAAAUAAGUUUAAUAGUGCAAAAGAUGUUGAUCAUUGUGGUAGUAGAAAGAGCUGAAAGUUAAACUGUUGUUUAAUACACGUGUGACAACAGAUUAAAAUCUCAGCUAGAAAUAAGCUUACUUAAAAAUCUUUCCUACUCAUUCCGCGCUAUACAUGAUAUGUGUUACAAUUUUCAGCAUUACCUCUAAUCUUGGCUCAUGUACACUUUAAUACUGACACAAUGAUAUGAUUACUUUUUGAGGUGAAAGGUCAUUGUAUACCUGAAAUACCUUUCUGAAACACCAUUUGAGGGAUCAAUGUCAUACUUUUUGGUGUAUGUGAGUGAGGAUGAUCUGAGUCCCGUAACACAAAGGUUAGCGAUUAAUCGUACGCUUGAUUUUUCUGAUUGAUUGUACAUUGUAGUCAGUGGAAUCAAUCGCAGAAAAAUGUGUCUACGAUCAUUGCUAAGCUUUGUGUUAUGGGUCCCUGAUCAUAGUUAAGGUCACAAGUUAAGUCAUUUAGUUCCAUCUAUCACAUCGUUCCGUGCAAGCCUUGCGGGUGAGUUGCGAAUGAUCGCCUGCAACUCAUCCACAACAAAGUUUUGAACUUGUUAAAAACUAUGUAAAUCAGACUUGCGUGCACAUCUGCGGUCAACUGCGUGUGAGAUACUGUCACUGCAGGCGACCUGCGGUUAGCAAAAAUAGUCACCGGCAAGUCACAUGUGAGGCUUGCAUGGAACGAUGUGACAAGGCCUUAACAUACAUAAGCAAAUGCCUAUUGAAGGGAUUAACUUCAAAAUUUGCGCAUUUGACGAAAGAUGAUCUGAUCAAAUGUCAAAGAUCAUUAUUUUUAGUUAGGUAAUGUCUGAUAUGAAACUGAUGGGGGCAUAAUCUUUUAGUGCAGUCGAGAAUCCAUCUACUUUAGGUAUGCAUUUUGUAACACGAUAAAUAAUUUGAAAUACAUUGACUGUAUGUCUGUAGUAAACCUGAUUGUUUUGUUUAUGAGAUAUACUGAAGUUCAUAUUGAAUGUUAUUAUGUACAGAGAUAUAUGUAUUACAUGUCAUUUUAAUUACUUUAUUAAAAAAAAUGUCUAUUGAAAUGUUAACCAUUAUUAAAGAGAAGAAAAUCUCCUCA
Molecule: messenger RNA, 5403 nt
Organism: Lytechinus pictus (painted urchin)
Lineage: Eukaryota; Metazoa; Echinodermata; Echinoidea; Temnopleuroida; Toxopneustidae
Product: UPF0547 protein C16orf87 homolog
Exons: 5
Coding region: 137-679 (180 amino acids)
Source: RefSeq, a predicted model, not a curated record